AUGCGCUACUGUCUCGGUGAUGCCUCAGACUACGGUGCGCUGUGGGCUGCUCUGGCAUUCAUGCCAUUCGGUCUAUUCUUUGACUUCAUGGACGGAAAGAUUGCCCGGUGGCGCAAGAAGUCCUCGCUGAUGGGACAGGAACUCGACUCGCUCGCGGAUCUGGUUUCCUUCGGCCUCGCCCCCGCUGCUGCUGCCUUCGCGCUCGGUAUCCGCACCUCUGUCGAUCACGUUCUCCUCACUUUCUUCGUUCUCUGCGGUCUCACCCGCCUGGCUCGGUUCAACGUCACGGUCGCUGUUCUCCCGAAGGAUAAGAGCGGAAAGUCCAAAUACUUCGAGGGCACCCCUAUCCCGACUACUCUGGGUAUUGUCGGUCUUAUGGCUUACUGGGUCUCCGAAAGCUGGACCCACGAGAACAUUCCGCUCGGUCUGGUUGCCGAGGGCACAAUCUUUGAGUUCCACCCGGUCGCUCUGAUGUUUGUCUUGCACGGCUGCAUGAUGGUCAGCAAGACGAUACACAUUCCUAAGCCUUAA
Messenger RNA from Penicillium waksmanii, 531 nucleotides. RefSeq names its product CDP-diacylglycerol-serine O-phosphatidyltransferase. The transcript is spliced from 2 exons. The record is from RefSeq and is a predicted model, not a curated record. Bases 1 to 531 code for a protein of 176 amino acids. Gene Ontology annotation, cellular component: membrane. Gene Ontology annotation, biological process: phospholipid biosynthetic process. Gene Ontology annotation, molecular function: phosphotransferase activity, for other substituted phosphate groups. Lineage: Eukaryota; Fungi; Ascomycota; Eurotiomycetes; Eurotiales; Aspergillaceae.